UCUGAAAACAAGAUGGCCGCCGCAUCGCAGGCCAAAACAGAAACGAAAGAAAAGGUCGUGUACAGUCAAGAUGGUGUGUUUGUUCAUACUGCUGUCCCUACUACGACACACAGCGCUAAUAUCAUCCCUGGACGAGUCAGCCUGAUAGAAAAGGACAACAGUACAUUUGUUGAUUGGUCACCCUGUGAUUUCGGAGAUGAUGAUUAUGAACUGCAAAGUAGCGAUUAUUCUGAAUGGAAUCUGGUUACCCAGAACAAGCAAAAAGAUGAGAAGAAUAGUCCGAAGAAGAAAGAGAAAUCCAAAUAUGCCAUUCACUUUGAUAUCAAGAAACUUCAUUCCAUACGACGCUCAGAUCCAAGACUGGCAUGGUCGUAUAUUGUAUUUAUCUUAAAGGAUUCAAAUACAUUACCGGCGUUACACUUUCAUUCAGGCGGAAUAAUGAAUCUUAUCAGAAACUUGCAAAGAUAUAUCUGGAUAACAAGGUCAGCUACAAACCAUAAGCUGUUUUUAGUGGAUGAUGAACAGAAAGCAUUACGAAUGUCUUUAACCCAGUUACAGUUAUUUCCUGAGGGAGCCCCACAAACAUCAUAUAUAUCUCAUUUUUUUAAUGCUGCCUAUUACGAUGGUAUGGAUGCACUCUCCAAGGUCACAAAAUACUUCCGAGAUACCAUGGAUGUAAUGCAAUCAGGGCCAAACCUUGCAGAGAUGGAUGAUCCUUUGGUGAUCAGUACAACUUCACCAAGGAAAGAUGCAGAAUUUGAGGAUCUGGGAGAAGCAACUUCUCUUUCUGAGAGGAACAUUCCACAUCGGCGUUGCCUUGGAGAAGUUCCUAUGGUCAGCCGAGAAGAGCCUCUGAGGGAAGAAGGUUGGAAGUCAAUGCUGGACAGUAAUGGCCGAGUUAUCAACAUAAAAAAGCUGCAUGAUAAAGUAUUCAAAGGGGGAAUUGAUAAAGGUUUAAGGAGAGAAGUCUGGAAGUAUUUGUUAGGUUAUUACAAGUAUGGAUGCACGUUCCAGUCAAGAUUUGCUCUGAACAAAGCUAAAGAAGAGGAGUACAGAACUAUGAAAACACAAUGGCAAACUAUAUCAGCCAAGCAAGAGAAACAUUUCUCAGAAUACCGUGAAAGAAAACAACUUGUUGAGAAAGAUGUAAUGCGGACAGAUCGUACUCAUCCGUACUACAUCGAGGAACCUAACAACAAAAACAUUACAACAUUGAAUAAUGUCCUAAUGACAUACUGCAUGUAUAACUUUGAUUUGGGUUACGUGCAGGGAAUGAGUGAUCUGUUAUCACCAGUUUUGUUUAUCAUGGAUAAUGAAGUGGAUGCUUUCUGGUGCUUCGUUGGAUUGAUGAAGAAAGUGGCUCACAACUUUGACGAGAAUCAGGAAGGAAUGAAGAUGCAGCUUCACCAGCUCGCUGUACUAUUGAAGUUUGUUGAUCCUUUGUUCUACAGUUAUCUAGAGCAACAUGAUUCUGGCAACCUUUAUUUCUGUUUCCGUUGGCUGAUUAUCAACUUUAAAAGAGAGUUUCAAUAUGAUGAUAUCAUGACACUAUGGGAGGCCAUGUGGACUCAGAAUCUGUCGCCAAACUUUCAUCUGAUAAUUUGUCUGGCUAUCUUGGACAAACACAGGCAACUCAUCAUGGAAAUGAACUUCGGUUUUAAUGAAAUCCUUAAGUAUAUCAAUGAACUCGCUUACCAAAUUGACGUCAAUGAAACGCUCAUUGGAGCCGAGACUCUUUGUCUUCAACUUCUGGCUCAUCCAGAGCUGCCCGAGGAGGUCCGGGCAAUAGUAACUGGAAGAAACGUGGCAGUGAUGACCCCGGAUAUAGAGAAACCAGACCCGCUACUCUUACGAAUGCACGGCCGGGAUGUUUCCAGACUUCUCCCGGUUACCGAAGAACGAGGCCCUGAGCAGAGGAAUGGUGCUAGUAAUGGAAAUGAUCUCUGUUCAUCAGUUAUUAAUGAUCUUAGUAUUGUUAGUGUUCAUGAGGAUGGGACAUGUCAUGAUAUCUCGUCCAAGCCCCUCACCAAUAAUGUCCCUCUAAAUGUUCAGACAAAUGGCUCUGACGACGAGAUCAUCGUUCUCUCUGAAGAAGCGGAGAAUAUUUUUUAAAUGUCUUCCAGCUGAUCUAAAAUAGUGACGUAGAAAUGACGUCACUGCAAAACUGAGGCGUCACGAAAAUAUAUAUAUAUAUAUCUCAUUAAUUAUCGUGUCAUUGUUUUCAACCUCUCAUUAGGAACGUCAUUUUUUUCAUUUGGUGGCCUGAAAAUCAAUAAUUUCGAGAAAAAAAGUGACAGCGCAGUUUUGCAAAUUUUUUUCGAUUCUGAUUGGCUGACAUUUUCGCAGCUGGUUGGAAAAGCUCUCUUCAGGCACAAUAAUUAAAGGCGAUGUUGACUGCAGAAGAAAAAAUUCGGUCUUGGAAAAUAAAGCCGUGUAAUGAUAGAGGAUGACCCAAGCUAUCCUAUCAUGCAUCGCAUUAACAUUCAGUGCUUCUUACUUUACAUUUUGGGGGUCUUUCAUAAGAAUAAUCCAUAAUCCAUUAAAUAGCUUAUCAAGGAUGUAAAACCAAAGAGAAAAUAAUCAAUUGAAAGCACAGCAAAUUGGACAAGAAAAAUAGUUAAAGCAUCUCUUUUACGGCAAACAUGAACUUAGCUUGACAAGUAAUGAAUUUAGAAUUAGUGAAACAGAAUGUCAAAAAUCUCCAAGUGGUACUAUAGUUGAAGAAAAGAAUAUUUGUCUAUAAAUGUGAUGUUUGCCGUUUGCGGGAAGAAAUAACAUGGACUUAUUCUGUCUUAUAGUCGUACCUAAAAAAUAAUUUAUAAUAAAAGAUGCUUUAAGAUAGAAGCAAUGAUA
Actinia tenebrosa (Australian red waratah sea anemone) is the source of this 2853-nucleotide messenger RNA. Its product is annotated as TBC1 domain family member 15. Gene Ontology annotation, molecular function: GTPase activator activity. Lineage: Eukaryota; Metazoa; Cnidaria; Anthozoa; Actiniaria; Actiniidae. The record is from RefSeq and is a predicted model, not a curated record. Gene Ontology annotation, biological process: activation of GTPase activity.